UUAAUUUUUUUGUUACUUCCAGAAAUUUAGAUAGAACAGAUACUGCACCUAAUAGGUUCAAUUCUAAUAAUUGAAUGGCUGAGUUAACUGGCGUUGUACAAACACAGAAAAAAAAGAAACCUUGGUUGGGGCAACCAGCUCCCCCCGGAUAUGUCCCUGGCCUCGGGCGUGGAGCUACAGGUUUCACUACGAGAUCUGAUAUUGGUCCAGCUAGAGAUGUUAGCGAUCCAACAGAUGACCGCCAUGCCCCUCCUGGCCAGCGAACAUUCGGAGAUCAAAUGAAAGCAAAGAAACCAGAGGAUGAAGAAGAAGAUCUCAAUGACUCAAAUUAUGAUGAGUUUACUGGAUAUGGAGGAAAUUUAUUUGCAUCUGCUCCUUACGAGAAAGACGAUGAGGAAGCAGAUGCUGUUUAUGAUCAUCUCGAUCGGAGAAUGGACGAAAGAAGGAAGGAAUAUAGAGAGGAAAGGGAACGAGAAGAACUGGAAAAAUUUCGUGAAGAAAGACCAAAAAUUCAACAAAUGUUCUCAGACUUGAAAAGAAAACUUGGAGUGAUCUCAUCAGAGGAAUGGGAUUUGAUUCCAGAAGUUGGAGAUGCAAGAAACAAAAAACAAAGAAAUCCAAGAAUGGACAAAGUAACUCCUGUGCCUGAUAGCUUCUUAUCCAGAGGUCUAGCUCAGAAUGGAACAGUCAACUCUGUUGAUGCCAGACAACAGCAAUUUGGUGGCAUCAACACUCCAUUCCCAGGUGGCCUGAAUACACCGUUCCCUGGUACAGCUACACCGGGUUGGGCAACUCCAGCUGGAGAACUGGACAUGAGAAAGAUUGGACAGGCUAGGAAUACUUUGAUGGACAUGAGACUGAGCCAGGUUUCUGAUUCCGUCAGUGGACAAACCGUUGUUGAUCCGAAAGGUUAUUUAACGGAUUUACAAUCAAUGUUGCCACAAUAUGGAGGCGAUAUUGCUGACAUAAAGAAAGCAAGAUUGCUGUUGAAAUCAGUGAGAGAAACAAACCCAAAACAUCCUCCUGCUUGGAUUGCUUCUGCAAGAUUAGAAGAAGUUACUGGCAAACUACUUCAAGCUCGUAAUAUUAUUAUGAAGGGAACCGAAAUGUGUCCUAAGAGUGAAGAUGUCUGGUUAGAGGCAGCGAGACUACAGCCUGCUGAAACAGCCAAAGCAGUUUGUGCGAGUGCUAUUAGGCAUAUUUCAACAUCAGUGAGAAUCUGGAUCAGAGCUGCCACUCUGGAAACUGAUCUUAAAGCAAAGAAAAGAGUUUAUCGAAAAGCCUUAGAACAUGUCCCGAAUUCAGUUCGAUUAUGGAAAGCAUCAGUGGAAUUGGAAGAUCCAGAUGAUGCAAGAAUCAUGCUCUCUCGAUCUGUUGAAUGUUGUCCACUGAGUACUGAACUCUGGCUUGCUCUUGCGAAAUUAGAGUCCUACACAAAUGCCAGAAAGGUUUUAAACAAAGCUAGAGAACAUAUUCCCACAGAUAGACAGAUAUGGAUUACGGCUGCUAAAUUAGAGGAAGCAAAUAAUAAUUUGAAAAUGGUCGAUAAGAUCAUUGAACGUUCAAUCACUUCACUAAAAGCCAACAUGGUGGACGUUAACAAAGAACAAUGGAUGAAAGAUGCAGAAGAAGCGGAAAAAGCUGGAAGUAUCCACACUUGUCAGAGUAUUGUUAAACAUGUCAUAGGAAUUGGUGUUGAAGAUGAAGACAGAAAACAUACCUGGAUGGAUGAUGCAGAAGGUUGUAUUUCUCACGGUGCUUAUGAAUGUGCAAGAGCUAUCUAUGCCCAUGCUCUCAAUACUUUACCAGGUAAGAAAAGUAUCUGGCUUCGUGCAGCUUACUUGGAAAAAAACCAUGGAACAAGAGAAACAUUGGAAAGUCUAUUACAGCGUGCUGUAGCUCAUUGCCCGAAAGCUGAAGUUCUUUGGUUGAUGGGAGCAAAAUCAAAAUGGAUGGCGGGAGAUGUUUCUGCUGCAAGAUCGAUUCUUGCUUUGGCUUUUCAAGCAAAUCCUAACUCCGAGGACAUCUGGUUGGCUGCAGUCAAGUUAGAAUCGGAGAAUAAUGAACACGACAGAGCGAGGAAACUGUUGGCAAAAGCGAGAACUAAUGCUUGUACUGCAAGAGUCAUGAUGAAGUCUGUAAAACUGGAAUGGUGUCUCAAUCGAAUGAAUGAAGCAAGAGAUCUUCUUGGUGAAGCUACGAAAAAAUAUCCUGACUUUGCUAAACUAGCAAUGAUGAGAGGACAGAUUGAGGAACAAAUUGGAAAUAUUCAGGCAGCCAGGGAGGCUUAUAAUGAGGGUCUUAUAAAAUGUCCUCAAGCAAUUCCAUUAUGGCGACUUCUCAGCACAUUAGAACAAAAUCACGGAACAAUAACAAAAGCAAGAGCUGUUCUUGAAAAAUCAAGAUUGAAGAAUCCAAAAUGUCCUGAACUAUGGUUAGCUUCAAUAAGACUGGAAUGGAAAGCCAAUAUCAAGAAUAUCGCUGGUAAUUUAAUGGCUCGGGCACUGCAGGAAUGUCCGACGUCAGGUUUAUUAUGGGCAGAAGCAAUAUUCAUGGAGGCAAGACCACAAAGAAAAACGAAAUCAGUCGAUGCAUUGAAGAAAUGUGAACAUGAUCCUCAUGUUUUACUGGCUGUGGCGAGGUUAUUUUGGAGCGAAAGAAAAUUGUCUAAGUCCAGGGAAUGGUUUCUACGUACUGUUAAAAUUGAUCCUGAUUACGGAGACGCUUGGGCUUUCUUUUAUAGAUUUGAACUCAAUCAUGGAACACAGGACCAACAGGAAGAAGUCAUGAAACGAUGUAUAAAUGCUGAACCAAGACACGGCGAAUUAUGGCAGAAUGUUUCAAAAGACAUUGUUAACUGGAAACUUAAAACCAAAGAACUCUUACCUCUUAUCAGUUCUAAAGUUUCAAUCGCGUUUUGAUUCAAAGUUCAACGUUGUCUAUGUAGACAAAUUUUCUAAUGUUUGAAAAAAGCUGCGAAAUGAAAACCCUGUUGACUUUCUCGCCUCUGCGUAAUCUUUGAUAUAAAAAUGAUUACACCUGAAAAGAGAUCGCUGCAACCAAUUUAUGAGACUGUCUCUGCAUGGAUAUACUCUCUGUGUUCAUUUUGAUAUCAUUGCUAUGACAUUGGGAAAUUGUAGAGUCUUAUAUUAUUGGACUAAAAAAACUGUUCAAAAAACCAGAACCUGCCGUUUCCUAUAAUUUUGUGCUAUGUUUGACUUGUAACAUUGUUUUUGGUCUUAUAUAUGUGAUGACACUCUUUUGGUAGUAAAAUAAACUUUACUUGCGAAUGUCAUAUGUAAUACACUUUUACCUGCCAGCAA
Styela clava is the source of this 3323-nucleotide messenger RNA. RefSeq names its product pre-mRNA-processing factor 6-like. Gene Ontology annotation, molecular function: protein binding. Gene Ontology annotation, biological process: spliceosomal tri-snRNP complex assembly; mRNA splicing, via spliceosome. Lineage: Eukaryota; Metazoa; Chordata; Ascidiacea; Stolidobranchia; Styelidae. The record is from RefSeq and is a predicted model, not a curated record. Gene Ontology annotation, cellular component: U4/U6 x U5 tri-snRNP complex; catalytic step 2 spliceosome.